GCCGGGGGUCGGCACGGCACAUUUACCCGGGAGCUCACGGUGGGACAACUCCACACCACAGCGCGCUACACUCCGCUCCUGUCCAGUCCUCUGUCCACCACUGCGCUCGUGUCUCCUGGAUUUAACGGUCACGCAGCUGUCCGCGCGACUCGGAUAUCGACGGUCUCCGCUCGGGGUCCCGCGUGCUCCACGACCUUUCCACCUUUCCACGCGACACGCCGUUUUACACACUGAAAGGCAUCCGAUUUGAGCGGCUGACACCUGGAGACCCACUUUUUUCACACACCGAGGCUCUACUAGUCUUCCUCUCUUAUCUCUCUCUCUCUCUCUCUCUCUCUCUCUCUCACACACACACACACACACACACACACACACACACGCACACACUCACACACACAAGUAUAAACGUAAAUCCAUCUUCUUCCACACCAGCAUGGCGUGUGUUCUUGGUGUUUGGUGGUAAAACUUUAGAACGGCGCGGACACCGGGAGGAAGAGGAAGGACGGACUCUUCACGGACCCGCAUCUCCAAGGUCGCGAGGCUCUGGACAUCCCCCUGUCCACGAGGACUCUGUCCCACGGCCCCGGCAGCAUGCUGGAUGGAGUCAAGAUCGAGGACCACCUGAGGUCUGGCCAGGCCGCCCUGGGGGUCCUGCUCGGGUCGGAGUGCCACCCUCCCUCCGUGUGCGAGGGCUGCCACAGACCCAUCUCGGACCGCUUCCUGAUGCGCGUGAACGAGUCGUCGUGGCACGAGGAGUGCCUGCAGUGCGCCGCGUGCCAACAGCCGCUCAGCACGAGCUGCUACCUGCGGGACAGGAAGCUCUACUGCAAGCUGGACUACCAACAGCUGUUCGGCACCAAAUGCAGCGGCUGCCUGGAGAAGAUCGCGCCCACCGAGUUCGUCAUGCGGGCGCUGGAGUGCGUCUACCACCUGGGCUGCUUUUGCUGCUGCGUGUGCGAGCGGCAGCUUCGCAAAGGCGACGAGUUCGUGCUCAAGGAGGGCCAGCUGCUCUGCAAGAGUGACUACGAGAAGGAAAAGGAGCUGCUGAGCUCCAUCAGUCCCGACGACUCCGAGUCUGAGAAAAGCGAGGACGAGGACCUGGACGUGAAGCCAGAGAAGGGGUCCGGGGGGCAGGGCAAGGGUGGUGAUGACAGUAAGGACCCCCGAAGACCCAAGCGACCACGCACCAUCCUGACCACGCAGCAGCGACGUGCCUUCAAAGCCUCCUUCGAAGUAUCCUCCAAGCCCUGCAGGAAGGUGAGGGAGACCCUGGCUGCGGAGACGGGGCUCAGCGUUCGAGUGGUCCAGGUGUGGUUCCAGAACCAGAGGGCCAAGAUGAAGAAAUUGGCCCGCAGACAGCAGCAGCAACAGGAGCAACAGAACUCCCAACGGCUUGGUCAAGAGGUGAUCUCGAGCCGAAUGGAGGGCAUGAUGGGCUCAUACACGCCGCUGCCCCCUCCACAGCAGCCGCUGGUAGCUAUGGACCAGAACGGCUACAAUACGGACCCUUUCCAGCAGGGCCUAACCCCCCCACAGAUGCCCGGAGACCACAUGAACCCAUAUGGAAACGACUCUGUUUUCCACGACAUCGACAGCGACACGUCACUAACCAGCCUCAGUGACUGCUUCAUGGCGUCGUCGGAUGUUGGCUCCCUGCAGGCACGGGUGGGGAACCCAAUCGACCGCCUCUAUUCCAUGCAGAGUUCCUAUUUUGCCUCAUGAAAUGUGACGGGACAAGAAGAAAAUUAAAGAGCACACAAGCAAGAAGAUCUGUGACACACAGGAGACUCAAAACCAAGAUGAACGCCAACCCCUUUCGACGACACCUGGGCCGAGUGAUAUGAACCUCUCCGACCCACCUGAACCUGCAGACAUUUGCAAAAUGCAUUUUCCUCCAAUUAAAAUCCAAAAAACAGGACCAAGGGUCUAAAAAGCUAUACAUUUUUUUUUUUAAACAGUUGCACAUUUAAGUCAUUCUCAAGACAACGUCGAACAUCUUCAUCACAUACGUUGUGCAUCUGUAAUUUGACGGGUCUCCUGACACGGUGCCAAAGCGCACGACCUGCAUUGACACCUCAUGAACCCACAGACUGAAAAACAUUGAAAAACUGAGAAAAAGAAAAAAGAACUGUGAAAUCAAAUGCACAAGAAAUAGGUGUUUGGAAUUACAUAAUCUGCUUUACACUAUUUCUGCAUAACCAUAUUUGAUCAUUUCUACUUUUAACUCUAAUGAUGUAAAAUAUGGCGAGAGAAAUGGAGGGAGACUGUGUAAAAAGGUUGAAAAGGAACUGUGGUGGUUAUGUAGCGUCCUUUCACUGUAUAUAAUUGGAAAAAUCUCCAAAGCUACAUAGUGGAGCAUGUAGGAAUGGACUAUGUUCUAUUUAUUUAAUUAAAAAUGGACAC
Molecule: messenger RNA, 2403 nt
Organism: Scleropages formosus (Asian bonytongue)
Lineage: Eukaryota; Metazoa; Chordata; Actinopteri; Osteoglossiformes; Osteoglossidae
Product: LIM/homeobox protein LMX-1.2-like
Exons: 9
Coding region: 592-1722 (376 amino acids)
Biological process (GO): neuron differentiation; regulation of transcription by RNA polymerase II
Cellular component (GO): nucleus
Molecular function (GO): DNA-binding transcription factor activity, RNA polymerase II-specific; RNA polymerase II transcription regulatory region sequence-specific DNA binding
Source: RefSeq, a predicted model, not a curated record